Messenger RNA from Empidonax traillii (willow flycatcher), 5930 nucleotides. RefSeq names its product PH domain and leucine rich repeat protein phosphatase 1 (gene PHLPP1). The record is from RefSeq and is a predicted model, not a curated record. NCBI's taxonomy places the organism in Eukaryota, Metazoa, Chordata, Aves, Passeriformes, Tyrannidae. The transcript is spliced from 16 exons. Gene Ontology annotation, molecular function: protein binding. Bases 241 to 4977 code for a protein of 1578 amino acids.
GAGCGGCGGACGGCGGCGGGAUCGCUCGCUCCUUGCCUGCCUCCCGCCCUCCCUCCCUUCCUAAUGGCGCUGGCGACAGCCGGGCAGCGGGGCUGAGCCGGGCACCGGCGGAAUGCUCCCCGCUGCUGCUACGUAAUCCCAACCCCCUGGGACGCGGCGCCGCGCUCCGCUCGGCCCCCCCCCCUCGCCGCGCCGAGCGGCGCUCCCAGCAGGGCGGCGGCAUCCCCGGCCCCGCGGGCGAUGGAGCCCGCGCAGCAACGAGCGGCAGAAGCCCCGGCGGCGGCGGCGGCGGGAAGCGGGCCCGGGGAAGCGGAGAGCGGCUCCCCGAGCAGGAGGAGUCAGGCGGAGAGCGGCGCGGAGCCGUCGGGCGGCGGCGGGCAGCUGGACGGCCAAGCAGCCGGCGGCCCGCGGCGGAGGCGAGGGGGAGCUGGCGGCUUCGCUCCCCCCGCGGCGCUGGCGGCCAGCGGGACUCCGGCGGCCCCCGGCGGGGCCGGUAGCGCCAACUCCCUGCUCCUGCGGCGGGGGAGACUGAAGAGGAACCUCUCCGCCGCCGCCCCCUCGCCCGCCGGCGCCCCGGCGCCCUCGCUGGGCACCCGCAGCUUGGACAGGAAGGCGCUGCUGCUGCUGAAGCCGCCCCGGCAGCUGCAGCCCCUGCAGCCCCCGGAGCGGGACUGGGUGCGGCGGGACCUGCAACGGGGUUGCGUCCACGUCUACGAGCGGCACAUGAACUGCUACCUGCGCCCGGUGCUAUGCACCCUGGAGACCACGGCGGCUGAGGUGGCCGCCCGGCUGCAGCAGCUCGGCCACCGGGGCGGCAGCAGCGUGGUGCGAGUGCUGGGCAAGGCGGGCGCGCCGCCGCCGCAGCCCCCGCCCGAGCCGCCGGCGGGCCCCACCGGGGCGCCGCCCGAGCCCGCGGCCGAGGGGCUGCGGCCGCCGGCGGAGGAGAGGCCGAGGAGCCGGCGGGGGACGCGGAGCGGGUUGUCCGGAGGAGGCUGCGGGGAAGCGGCGCGGCCCGACCGGCUGCCGCUGGGCAACGGCGCCGAGGAGGGCGACUUGGCUGGCGGCCGGCCGAGCCCGGCGCCCUCCGAUCUCAGCCCCGGGGCGCCGCCGGCCGAACUGUACCUUGCGGGGCCGCCGCUCUCCUGCCCCUCCCUCCUGGGGGAGCUGGGGCCGGCCGGCUCCGACACCGAGAGCUUCAGCCCCAGCGCCGAGAGCGUCUCUGACCGGCUGGACCCCUACAGCAGCGGUGGCGGCGGCGGCUCGUCCUCCUCGGAGGAGCUAGAGGUGGAGCCGGCACCCCCCGACGGGGUGGAAGAAACAGGUGCGGGGCCGGGCCGGGGUCCUCCCUGCUCGGGGGAGCUGCCCCCGGGGCAGGCAGGGGGGGUGCCAGCGGGCGCGGCCGGCGGACGGGAGCCUCCGGCGGGGCCGCCCGCCUUGUACGUUCAGCUCCACGGGGAGACCAGCCGGCGGCUGGAGGCCCACGAGAAGCCGCUGCAGAUCCAGAACGACUACCUCUCCCAGCUGGGCUUCCGGGACCUGUGGCGGGUGCAGGAGGAGGGCAUGGACUCGGAGACCGGCUGCCUCAUCCGCUUCUAUGCCGGAAAGCCCCACAGCAUUGGCAGCUCCGAACGGAUUCAGCUCUCAGGAAUGUACAAUGUUCGAAAAGGGAAAAUACAUUUGCCAGUCAACAGAUGGACAAGACGCCAAGCUAUCCUUUGUGGAACAUGCCUAAUUGUCUCAUCAGUAAAAGAAAGCCAGACUGGAAAGAUGCAUGUUCUCCCUUUAAUUGGUGGAAAAGUGGAAGAAGUGAAAAAGCACCAGCACUGUUUAGCAUUUAGCUCCUCUGGACCUCAAAGCCAGACCUACUACAUUUGUUUUGAUAACUUCACUGAAUAUCUGCGUUGGCUGCGACAAGCAUCAAAGGUUGCAUCACAACGCAUAAGCUCAGUGGAUCUUUCAUGCUGCAACCUGGAGCACCUGCCUGCCAACCUGUUUUAUAGCCAAGACCUCACUCAUCUCAAUUUAAAGCAGAACUUCCUGAGGCUGAACCCCAGCCCAUCCACAAGUAGAGCCCUUAGUGAAUUACAAAGAUUCACAAAGUUGAAGAGCCUUAACCUUUCCAAUAAUAAUUUAGGAGACUUCCCACUGGCAGUCUGCAGUAUCCCAACUCUGACUGAACUCAACGUGUCCUGCAAUGCCCUCAGAAGCAUUCCAGCAGUUGUAGGCGAGAUGCACAACUUGCAGACAUUUUUGCUGGAUGGCAACUUUCUCCAGUCCCUUCCUGAUGAAUUGGAGCAUAUGCAUCAGCUCAGCUAUGUGAGUCUGUCCUUCAAUGAGUUCACUGACAUUCCGGGCGUGCUGGAGAAGCUGACUGCCAUGGAUAAGCUUUGUAUGUCAGGAAACUGCAUGGACACCCUGAACCUACAGGUGUUGAAAAGGAUGCCUCAUAUUAAACAUGUGGACCUAAGAUUGAAUUCAAUUAGGAGAUUGGAGGCUGAUGAAGUAGAUUUUCUGCAUCACGUGACCCAACUGGAUCUGAGAGACAACAGACUUGGGGAGCUGGAUGCAACAGUUUUUAACAACGUUGAAGUAUUACACUGUGAAAGGAAUCAACUGGUAACCCUCAAAAUCAGUGGAUAUUUUCUCAAAGCGCUGUAUGCUUCCUCGAAUGAACUUGUUCACCUCGAUGUGUAUCCAGUUCCUAAUUGCCUGGCUUAUAUGGAUAUUUCUAGAAAUCACCUGGAAAACCUGCCUGAGUGGGUGUGUGACAGCAGGAAACUGGAAGUGUUGGAUGUUGGCCACAAUCAGAUACGUGAGCUGCCUGCCCGCCUGAGAUUUCUUAAUGCCUCUGCCAACAAACUGGAAAUGCUUCCUCCAGCCACCCUUUCUGAAGAAACCCACAGCAUCUUGCAGGAGUUGUAUUUGACCAAUAACAACCUCACAGAUAAAUGUGUACCCUUGUUAACAGGCCACCCACACCUGAAAAUCUUGCACAUGGCUUACAAUCGCCUACAGAGCUUCCCUGCAAGCAAAAUGGCCAAGCUGGAAGAGUUGGAAGAAAUUGAUAUUAGUGGGAACAAACUGAAAGCCAUUCCAACGACCAUCAUGAACUGCAGACGUAUGCAUACUGUAAUUGCUCAUUCCAACUGCAUUGAAGUCUUCCCAGAAGUCAUGCAGCUUUCUGAAAUAAAGUGUGUGGAUCUAAGCUGCAAUGAACUGAGUGAAGUCACAUUGCCUGAAAACCUGCCUCCAAAACUGCAAGAGCUGGACCUGACUGGAAAUCCCAGAUUAGCCCUGGAUCACAAAACCCUAGAGCUGCUGAACAAUAUCCGCUGCUUCAAGAUCGACCAGCCCUCAGCCGGUGACACGUCAGGAGCGCCGGCGGUGUGGAGUCACGGCUACACGGAGGCGUCCGGCGUCAAGAACAAGCUGUGUGUGGCAGCACUUUCAGCCAACAACUUCUGCGACAACCGGGAGGCACUUUAUGGUGUUUUUGAUGGUGACCGCAAUGUGGAAGUGCCGUAUUUGCUGCAGUGCACCAUGAGUGACAUCUUAGCAGAAGAACUACAGAAAACAAAGAAUGAGGAGGAAUACAUGAUCAACACUUUCAUUGUUAUGCAGAGGAAACUUGGAACAGCUGGACAGAAACUUGGAGGCUCUGCUGUCCUUUGCCAUAUAAAACAUGAUCCCAUGGACCCUGGUGGAUGCUUCACGCUAACCUCAGCAAACGUGGGGAAGUGCCAAACUGUUCUCUGCCGGAAUGGGAAACCUCUGCCUUUGUCCAGGUGUUACGUGAUGAGUUGUGAGGAAGAGCUGAAGAGGAUUAAGCAGCAUAAGGCCAUUAUCACAGAGGAUGGCAAAGUGAACGGUGUGACAGAUUCAACAAGAAUCUUGGGUUACACCUUCCUUCACCCAAGUGUUGUGCCGCGUCCUCACGUCCAGUCCAUCACCUUAACUCCGCAAGAUGAGUUCUUCAUUCUGGGAAGCAAGGGGCUGUGGGACAGUCUCUCGAUGGAGGAAGCAGUGGAGGCAGUCAGGAACGUGCCCGAUGCGCUGGCAGCCGCCAAGAAGCUUUGCACUUUGGCCCAGAGUUACGGCUGCAAUGACAGUAUCAGCGCCGUCGUGGUGCAGCUCAACGUGACGGAGGACAGCUUCUGCUGCUGCGAACUUAACGGGGUCCCACCCCCCAGCCCAGGCAUUUUCCCCCAGUCUGUCAAUGUGGUCAUCAAGGACAGGCCAACAGAUGCGCUUGGGAUGCCGUCUUCGAGCAGCGGCAUGGCUUCGGAAAUCAGCAGCGAGAUCUCCACCUCCGAGAUGAGCAGUGAGGUGGGGUCCACGGCCUCCGAUGAGCCUCCCCAGGUAGCCAUGAAUGAGAACAGCCCGGCCUACCCGGGGGAGCAGCGCUGCAUGCUGCACCCCGUCUGCCUGUCCAACUCCUUCCAGCGGCAGCUCUCCAGCGCCACUUUCUCCAGCGCCUUCUCCGACAACGGCCUUGACAGCGACGACGAGGAGCCGAUCGAGGGGGUGUUCACCAACGGCAGCCGCGUGGAGGUGGAGGUGGACAUCCACUGCAGCCGAGUGAAGGAGAAACAACUGCUCCAGGUGCCGGUGGAAGCCAGCGACGAAGGUAUCGUCAUCAGUGCCAAUGAAGAUGAGCCCGGCCUUCCCAGGAAAGCUGAAUAUUCUGCCACGGGCACAAUAGGGCGCCGGCGGGGCAAUGGCUCUGUGGCACCGCACGAGAGGAGCCAUAACUUAAUUGAAGUUGCAACGGAUGCGCCGCUCAGAAAAACCGGGGGCUACUUUGCUGCUCCAGCACAGCCUGAUCCUGAUGACCAGUUCAUCAUCCCACCAGAGCUUGAGGAAGAAGUCAAGGAGAUUAUGAAGCAGCACCAGGAACAACAACAACAGCAGCAGCAGCAGCAGCAGAGGCAAUAUCCGAUGGACCACCUGGCAGACUAUUACGAUACACCACUAUGACCCACUCUAUUUACUGCUCAGAAAUAAACUAACAAAUAAGGACACUAGAGUGUGAGACCCAGUGGGCUUGCAUUACAGCAGGGGUUUUCCUUAUCCUUUUCCUUUAUAUACUUCCUUUUCCUUAUCCUGCCACUACAGAUAACUGCAGCUUUUCAGUUUGUUAGGUUUAAUAUUCAUUGACUUUCUUCUAGAGACGCUUGACUGGUAAAGUUUAAAAUAGUUAACCUUCCCUUAACAUAUCAAGUGUAAAAACAGAAAAACAAAACAAAAAUAAAAAAAAAUAAAAAGGUUUAAUAUAUUGCUGAGAAACAGAUGAUGAUGUAAUAUUUUUUAAAAUGGCUUGUUUGUUUUGUUUGAAAAGCAGGGCAGUAGCCAGUGCUAAAUGAUUUAAGUAAUAUUGUAAUACUGUAUUUCUUUGAGAGAAAAGGCUUUUUUUGGUCUUGAAAAUGAUAGACAUUUGUAGAAUAUGGAGACUAACUCCUAGGAGUUGCUUUACUCUUUCAGGUGACGUAAGUCACUGAGAUUCACUAAUUUUCUCUGAGAGAACAGUUGAUUGGGAAAUUCCUGUAAAUAGCUCAGUGUUGUAUAGUGAUGCUUACAUGUUUUGUAGCUUUGGCAUUAAGGACACAACCUGAAAAACUGACCUUUUUUUCUUAAAAGCGACUCUUUGGGCCACGGUCGUGGAGCGCGAAGGACUGCGUGGCUGUGUACAAGUUAGCCAGAGCCAAGGUGGUGUAGACCAUUUGAAGAAACCCACUUUUUUCUCCGGUCUCUUUCUUUCCUUACUUUUACAGACACGUUUUGUUUGUGUUCCUUACUGCUGCCACAACCAGCAUGAUUGUAUAGAGCUCAUUUGCUGUAGAACAUUUACAUACCAAGAGUUAUAUUAAAGCUGAAUGCACAAAUGAACAUGUCAUAAUUUUUGUUAUAAUAAAUAUAAAAUUUACACCUGA